Molecule: messenger RNA, 4758 nt
Organism: Anopheles bellator
Lineage: Eukaryota; Metazoa; Arthropoda; Insecta; Diptera; Culicidae
Gene: koi
Product: klaroid protein
Exons: 7
Coding region: 211-3513 (1100 amino acids)
Biological process (GO): nuclear envelope organization
Cellular component (GO): nuclear envelope; meiotic nuclear membrane microtubule tethering complex
Molecular function (GO): protein-membrane adaptor activity
Source: RefSeq, a predicted model, not a curated record
UUCGAGGGUGAGGCUGCGUCUCGCGAUUCGGUGAAAUAAUGGAUUAAAUUCGUGUUGCAAAAGCCAUCGUGAUCGGAUAGAAACGUGUUAAAAAGUUGCCCCAAUCCACCGUGCAUGCAGAUGAUUUGGAAGGGCUGAACGAGCGAGAGAAAGAGAAAACAAGCAUAAAAAGGCGAACAGCCGAAACGAGGUAGAAAAAGCAGAAACACCAUGUCAGAACCACAGGUCGAGUCCGUAGAAACGCGGCACCGUUCGCGUUCCAAGACGCCCAUCUUCAACUUGCGCGUCAGCGCAGAACGUGAGCAGAACGGGGCAGAUGCUUCGCCCGGUCGCAAAGUACAUAAAAAACCUACCGUUGGCAUGAUCGAAGAAAAGGACGAACUACAGUCCGGUCAGACUCCGGAGAAAUCGGUCGGUGGACAGACUCGUAGCACUGCGGUACGCAAAACGCGCGUCGUAACGUCCGAUUACUCCUCGGAUGAUAUAUCCCCAGAGCGGGUACGGGCGGCGGCGGCUGCCCUCGUUGCGAAUGCCAACGAGCAGUUGGCCAAAACGAGCGCACAGUUGUCGCAAUCUACCGUUACAACCACCUCGACCACAACAACGUCAGUCGUCAUGCGUGGUGGAACUCAGCAGCAAGAGCAAACACAAAAGAUCACAGCCUCGAAAGUGGUCGUGAAUGACUCCGCUGUUGCUUCAACCUCACCAAAGAAAGAUGUCACUGGACCACAGAUCACUGCGCUUCCGACAACUAGCGUUACCCAGGAGUCUAAGAUGGGUACCGCUAAAAAGGUCACUACAGGCAUUCGCACGAGCACCCCGAAAAAUGCAGCUCCGGUUACCCGCUCCUCCACAAAGGUGGUGCUCACUCCGGAGGAACUGCAGCAGUUCGUUGCCUACAAAGAGUACCGGGAAGCGGGUGAAUAUUGGAACAAGUAUCCAAAAACCGAUUACACUUACUCCGAGCUGUCGCCACACCGCCGUGAACUGGCCCAAGGAAUGGUUGCCAUGCCGAACAUGUCGCGCCCAAGCCUCUUCAAACACGCCGAACGCGUGCAGACGAUGAUCCAGCGUGAUCCGAUGCGCGAGGCGUACAUUCGUGAACGUUACACCGCGGGUAAACUGUUUGGCACCCGCCGGCAGGAUUCGGACUCGUACGAUUCUACCGACGAACUCGACAGCUCUGACUAUCGGCGGCAGUUACGUCUCAACGCAGAAGGUCGAUCGGUCGUCAGUCGGUUCUUCCUUACGAUCGUGACGUUCCUCUACAGUUGCUUCAACUCGUUCCGGACGCUGUUCGUGAAAAGGACGGAUGAGCGCCAACAGUACUAUACGCGCAUCGAGGACGAACGAGGCUUCUUCACUCGCGUGUACGGACACGUUGCGUCGUUCUUCAUCAGCGUGUUCAAGCGCAUCUAUCUGCUGAUCUCUUCCGUACUCUUCCUGGACGCCUGGUUGCUGCAGACGGCAGCCACCGGCACCGAGCAGCAGCAACAGGCGGUCGGUCAACGGAAGCGCCGCUAUUUGCUGUUUCUGCUCGUACUGUUGCCGUUUUUGCUGAUCGGAGCCUACCUCCUGGCGGACGAGGAGCAAACCAUCGUACUUCCGGCAUCGUCGCGCGCCACAAUGGCACUGUCAUCGCUAUCGCGGGUCCUUCCGGACGGUAUUAAGAAAACGGAAGCGACCGUAGAGCAGCUGUACCAUUACGUUAGUAGCGCAACGACCGAUAGUUGGCCGACGCUCAGUUUACCUACCGUCGUCUGGUCAUUUGUGCCAUCCUUUGCCUGCACUGCCAGCAGCAAUCAGCAAACAUCGGCUCUUCGCGACACGUUGCGGAAUACUCUUAGCAAGGAAGAAUACAACGAGCUAAUGCAUCACAUCGAUGCAUACAUUGAUGGGCUGAUGGAGCAGAAGUACGCCUCUAGGAUGGCCAACCAGGAGAAUCAGCCAAAGGAAGAUGCUAUCACGCCGGAAAUAACGGUACACAUGGCGCACAUUAUCGAGCAAAGUUUAAAGUCAUACAACUAUCAGCUCACGGAUAAUGACAUAGAAAAGGUGGCACAGAAAGUGCACCAAACGCUUCUGCUCAGUUACCCGAAGUUGUUUGAACAAGGCUCUAAGAAGGAAUCGGCGGAAAGUAAAGUUACGCUGUCGAAGGAAUACAUUGCGCAGAUACAUCGAUUAGUUGAGCAGCAGAUAAGCGUUACCAACAACCAGUACGUUAUCACUGGGCCACAGUUGGAAGAUCUCCUUACGAGGAUACUUUCGUCCGAGCGACUCCUCGCGCUAAUCGAUCAAAGAAUCGACACGAAGCACGAGGAGGCCACUCGCGUCGAAAGCGAACAGCGCGAUGCGCUUGUCGAUGCGUUGCGCAAGGAAUUGACCGAUAUUAAAGCCCACUUCAACGAGCAACUGUUGAGCAGUAGCUUACAGUGGGAAGAACGGUUACGUCUCGUCUCGCAAAACCAGGCUCAACUCGACGAUCAGCUGCGAGCGUAUCGAUUGGAGAACGAUCGGCUCUACCAAAAGCUGCUGGCCGAUAUCGAUGGCCGGCUAGGAGCGCUGCGUACCGAACGCUUUGAGGGCAUAAAUCGGGUGGUCCGGGAAAACAUUCUCACCAUUCUCGGUCUCAACGUGCAACAGGACAUCCCUGACGGUGAUCUUCGAUCGUGGAUCAACGGCGUGUUCGUGGCACGGGAACACUUGGAGCAACGGUUGGUGGAGUUGCGUGAAACGGUGAAGGUAGAUCGUCAGGCAGAUAUCGAUCAAAAUGCUGCUCGACUAAUGAAGGACAUUGGGGAUGAAAUCCGCUCGGAGAUGUUGGCACGCUUGGAGGAAGUGCGAUCGGAAGCUGUUGACGCAGUCAGAACAAAAACGGAUCAUUCCGAUGAUGUUGGCAGUGGUGGUGUUGGUGGCGGGACAUUGACCGAGGAUGACGUUAAGCGGAUUGUGCGUGAUGCACUCGUCAUCUACGAUGCCGAUAAGACGGGGCGCGUCGAUUACGCACUGGAAACGGCCGGUGGUCAGGUGCUUUCGACGCGCUGCACCGAAAACUACAAGUCUCAUUCGGCCGAGUUUCGCAUCUUUGGCAUACCGAUCUGGUACCCGUCCAAUACACCGCGCACCGUUAUUUCACCCACGAUGGAACCCGGGCAGUGCUGGGCCUUUCAAGGGUUCCCCGGUUAUCUGGUCAUACAAUUAAACACCCGAAUAUUCGUGACGGGCUUCACUCUGGAGCAUAUCUCUAAGCUGCUUGUAGCCAACGGAUCGAUUAGUUCGGCCCCAAAAGCGUUUACCGUUUGGGGUCUACAAAAUCUAAACGACCCCGAGCCCGUGCUCCUGGGCAGCUAUGAAUAUCGGGACGAGCCGGACAGCAGCCUCCAGUACUUCCCGGUGCAGAACAAACAGUGGCAGGAACCGCUGCAGAUCGUCGAGCUUCGUAUCGAGUCAAACCAUGGAAACGUGCAGUACACGUGUCUGUACCGGUUUCGGGUGCACGGCACCAAGACUUAGGACGAGAGAGGACGAAACCGGGAAGGCAAUGAUGUCUUUUUCGCCCAGGGCCCACUAAGUGUCAGUCAUUUGCCAGCAGCUACAACGUAUUUGUUGCGACAGGUCCUACCCGUCUGUACCCGGUUGGGGGGUACAUUUCUUUUUAUGUGAAUUUUAUGUAUUUAUUUGUCAGUUUCAUUCACGUCUUUACGUCUUAAUUUUGUACAUCGAUUGGUUUCGCGUUCGAAUUGCCAACCGAUUGCGGAACCACUCGAACAUCGUCGCCUAGUGUAUUGUAUUGAUGUCCUUUUAAGAUGUAAACUUUUUAAUACUGUUUUGUUGUUCGUUUUUAUUUAACUCUCAAUGCACGCAAUACCAUUGAUUAUGAUUAACAAUUGUUUAUGAUACGAAUGUGUCGUCGAGGCAAGGGCGGUUCGCGUAUGCACCACAGAACCACUCUUGCAGUAUCUUGCAAUACUGUACAAAGAUUAGUUUAGAGUGUCUUCAGUUUGCUUUUGUCUACUCUACGCUUUCAUCACAUUUUACACAUUUAUAAAUCCGCUGUUCUAUGGAAUGUUUCUAUUCUGGUUUGAUUCCGUUUAAGGGUCGGAAGGAUGGUUUGUGUGUCUUUUAACAAUGUUUAAAACCUUGAACCUGUUCUUUCCUUGUCCUGAACGACAAUAGUUUAAGAAAUUCGUACUCGCCCGCCCGCUUAGGUCCGCAACUUGUCCGAUAUUAUUUUUGUAUAAACGGCAAUGCUCUUGAAACUACUUAAGCGAAAGACGUUUUUAAACUAUUUUACGACGUACUGAAAUCGUGUGAUCGUGUGAUGUACCAGAGAUGCCUUAGGAACGAACUAUUUGCAGGACCUUUACUAACAUCAAAACUCGAGUGGUUACUAACCAAUUACUAAUACAGGAAGUUGAACAGUUAAAACAUGUCCUAUACUAGGAGUAACAAUCGCAUGGUUGAAAAAUUGUCUGUCCAGGGUGUGGAUUCAACGCAUCACGGUGAACCAAGUAAAUGAAAACUGGCAGACCAAUAGAUGUUGGUAUAGUUACAACUCACUUCAUUCCUUCGUUCGAAAUUCACCUUAAUUUGGCCAUUAAGAAGUUUUGUAAUAACCCUAAUGUAAAGUUGUAUGUAUUUUUUGAGUUGUUUGUUUGGUAGAACGAAUUUAUACGAUUUUAAUUCUUGUUUUCAAGUACAAACUGGUGUUCAGAGCGUGACACCAAGAAUAGUAUCGAGUAGGUUUUGUUGUCGAAG